This is a messenger RNA of Capsella rubella, 1092 nucleotides long. RefSeq names its product transcription factor TCP1. The coding region runs from base 1 to 1092 and encodes 363 amino acids. The record is from RefSeq and is a predicted model, not a curated record. Gene Ontology annotation, molecular function: DNA-binding transcription factor activity; sequence-specific DNA binding. Gene Ontology annotation, cellular component: nucleus. Lineage: Eukaryota; Viridiplantae; Streptophyta; Magnoliopsida; Brassicales; Brassicaceae. Gene Ontology annotation, biological process: regulation of secondary shoot formation. The transcript has a single exon.
AUGUCGUCUUCCAACAAUGAUUAUAAUGAUGGUAACAACAAUGGAGUAUACCCUCUCUCACUUUACCUUUCUUCACUCUCUGGCCAUCAAGACAUCAUCCGGAAUCCUUACAAUCAACAGUUAACAGCGUCUCCGGGACAAAUGGUAACAGCAGUUCCUGAGUCUUUGAUGGAUUACAUGGCCUUUAACUCAAACAAUAAUGCUGUGAAUCAGCAAGGUUUCGAGCUUCCUGAGGUGUCGAGAGAAAUCAAGAAGGUAGUCAAGAAGGACCGUCACAGCAAGAUUCACACGGCACAAGGUCUUAGAGACAGGAGGGUAAGGCUUUCUAUUGGUGUUGCUCGCCAAUUCUUUGAUCUCCAGGAUAUGUUGGGGUUUGAUAAAGCAAGCAAAACGUUAGACUGGCUGCUCAAAAAAUCGAAAAAAGCCAUCAAAGAGGUUGUACAAGAAAAAAGACUCAACAAUGAUAAUGAUCAAGAUUCUGGAGACAACGGAGGUGAUGUAGAAGAAGAGAUGGAGGAGGAGGAGGAUGGCGAUAAGAGCUUCGUGUAUGGUUCGAGCCCCGAGUCUUGUGGGGAAAAAUUGGUAUGUGAGGUCAAGAAGGCAGAUAAGAGAAAGAAGAAGGAUGAGUUGAGGAACAUCUCAUCAAAGGGAUCAAGGGCUAACACUAGAGGAAAAGCAAAAGAGGUAACAAGAGAGAUGGCAUAUGAUCAUCUAGAAACCAUAUCAGAUAUCACACAAUCUGAAACCAUGGACUCAUUCAAGAGGUCUUUAUUCUCUAACGAAGGAGAAGACAUGACACAUUCUUUCUACAAGGAAACAAUUGGAGAGUUUUAUAAUCAAGAAUCUAUCUUAACCAAGAUGAAGAUCAAUAUGCCGACGAAUAUGGAUCAAAGUUACAAUCAACAUACUGGAGCUUUUAUGUUGACAGAUCAAGGUUCUAGCAGCAACUAUAAUACCAUUGAUCUGCCUCUUUUGGAUUAUAAUUAUGAGCAAAACCCUUUUGUUGACCAAACCUUUUGUGCAAUCACCGACACAAACUUCCCUGGAGGUACAGUUAGGAGUUCAAAAUUCUUUUUCUUGCCCAAAUUAUGA